Messenger RNA from Paraglomus occultum, 2730 nucleotides. The record is from the annotation of a GenBank genome assembly. NCBI's taxonomy places the organism in Eukaryota, Fungi, Glomeromycota, Glomeromycetes, Paraglomerales, Paraglomeraceae.
AUGUCUACAGAGACUCUACCCCUUCCCCUUCCUUAUCAGUCCCAAAUUCUCACAGACAUUCUUUCCACUUCUGCUCUUUUGAUUCUCGCUAGGGGAUUAGGAAUUCGCCGGAUAAUGUGCGCAGUAAUGAAAUUAUAUUCUGGGCCCGAGACUUUAGUGAUACUGUUGAAUACUCCGCCACGCGAGGAAGAGCUUAUUAAGGAAGAAUUAUUGGGAAUGGGUGUUGGCAGACCUGGAUUGAGAAUUGUCAAUAAUGAAUUAAGCGCAAAAGAAAGAACUGACCUCUAUUUAUCGGGCGGAAUAUUCUCGGUUACAUCUCGUAUUCUUAUAGUAGAUAUAUUGACUAAACGAAUAUCAGUCGAAAAGAUCACAGGAAUAAUAGUCAACCAUGCUGAGAGAGUGACGGAGACUUCUACUGAAGCGUUUAUUCUGAGGAUAUUUCGACAAGAGAAUGAGAAUGGUUUUAUCAAGGCCUUUUCAGACUCACCGGAGGCCUUUGUGACUGGGUUCUCACCUCUUCAGACUACAAUGCAGUGUCUUCAGCUUCGAACAGUCUUCAUUUGGCCACGUUUUCACGUUACAGUGAGAGAAAGCCUCGAAAGUCGCAAGGCAGACGUUGUGGAAUUGUUACAACCGCUGUCAGAUAACAUGUCUCACAUCCAAUCUGCUAUCGUGGAAUGUAUGGAGGCGUGUUUAUCCGAGUUGAAAAAGGCAAACAGAUCCAUAGACGUUGAAGAAUUGACAAUAGAAAACGCGAUGUUUCGCUCAUUUGAUAAAUUAGUACGACACCAGCUAGAUCCUAUAUGGCACCGCGUUAGCAGUAAAACUAAACAGAUGAUUGGAGACCUUAAUAUCUUACGUAAAUUAUUAUCGUAUCUUGUUACUUACGAUUGCGUUACAUUUAACAGUUUUUUGGAAAUGAUAAUUGCAAGUAACACUCCAACGUCUGUUAUGUCUCAGCAACAGUCGCCAUGGCUAUUCACCGAUUCUGCCAAUGCUAUAUUUACUCUUGCCAAAGAGCGUGUAUAUAUCCGAAAAUCAAAUGCAGAUGAGGAUUCAUCAGGAUCGAGCGAUAAUUUUGACUUUCCUUCAUUCGUCGAACCGGUUCUUGAGGAACUGCCGAAAUGGAGACUGUUGAGCGACGUCCUGUACGAGAUAGAACAUGAAACGGAAGCAAUCAAUGCAAAAAAUAUUGAUGACGGUGAUAAAUCAAACGUAAUCUUAAUAAUGGCUGGAUCUGAACGCACAUGCUCACAAUUACGCGAAUAUUUAACUGUUACGAAUCACGGGCAGCAUGACAUAGGAGGGAGCAAUCUCAUGCUUAAAGAUUUACUCCGCAAUUAUUUCAGAUGGAAAGGUGCCAUCCCCAAUGUUAACGAGAAGUUAUUUAAGAAAGAUGAUGAGGGAACGAGUGAAAAUGCGGCUGAAACCGAUGAAGGAGGUAUAAAACAGAAAUACCAUCGAGGACGGCCACCACCAUACAAAAGGCGACGCGUGCGGGGAGGUUCUUCUUCAGCUGCGUCAUCAUCUCGACCCACGCCAUCUACCAUUGAAGAGGAAACAAAAGAAAUUGUCUCAUUGGCUGGUACAGCGCCGACAGUCACUUCACCUUCACACCAUUCUUCAUACUAUAAUGACGAAUUCGAUGCAGAAGCGUUCGCACAAUAUUUCGACGUGAUCUCACCCGACUCGUUAGUCAUUAUCCGUCCAUAUUCGAAUGACGAUGAUGAUCGGUUACUGGAAACGGUGAAGCCAAAGUUUAUCGUGAUGUAUCAACCCGAUAUCGGUUUUAUACGACGUGUUGAGGUCUUUCGUGCUUCCAAUCCCGGACGAAAUACUCGAGUUUAUUUUCUAAUGUACGAAAACUCGGUUGAAGAACAGAUUUAUUUGAGUAGUAUAAGGAUGGAGAAGGAAGCGUUUGAGAAAAUAAUUAGAGAAAAGUCGAUAAUGGCAAUUCCACUCGGACAAAGUGCUGCCAAAUCUAUUAGCCCAGAUGACGCGUUUCUCCGAACCAUCAACACCCGUGUUGCUGGUGGGCGUUCUCUUAAUUACGAAACCAAAGUGAUUGUUGAUGUUCGUGAAUUUCGUAGUUCACUUCCUUCAAUUCUUCAUGCAUGCGGAAUGACAAUUGUUCCGUGCACUCUCCAAGUGGGUGAUUAUAUUCUCUCGCCUAGGAUGUGCGUUGAGAGAAAGAGCGUGUCAGACUUGAUAGGGUCUCUGAAUUCUGGCAGAUUAUAUACCCAAUGUGAAGCAAUGUCAAUGUAUUACAAAGAGCCAAUUUUAUUGAUCGAGUUUGACCAAAAUAAGGCAUUCACUUUGCAAGGAGUCAGCGACCUGAAAGCUGAUAUUGGGGUGACGGAUCUCUCUUCGAAGCUUGUCCUCCUCACACUCGCAUUCCCGCGUCUUGCAAUUAUCUGGUCAUCUAGUCCCCACGCCACUGUUGAAAUAUUUGAAGAUUUAAAAAAAUCCCAUGAAGAACCCGACGCUGAAAAGGCCAUGGCAAUUGGAGUAGAAGAAGGAGAGGAAAUCGAUUCUAUGUAUAAUGUGAAUUCUCAGGAUGUCUUGCGUGCUCUGCCCGGAAUUACAUCCAAAAAUUAUAAACGUGUCAUGACGCAGGUGGAAAAUUUAAAAGAGUUGAGCGAAAUGACAUUGGAACAGUGUCAGAAAUUAAUCGGAGAUAAUAAUGGAAAGAUGCUGUAUGAGUUUUUCAGAAAUAAUGUUAAGGACUAA